Carcharodon carcharias (great white shark) is the source of this 1714-nucleotide messenger RNA. Its product is annotated as natural cytotoxicity triggering receptor 3 ligand 1-like. The coding region runs from base 154 to 969 and encodes 271 amino acids. Gene Ontology annotation, biological process: immune response; negative regulation of T cell proliferation; cell surface receptor signaling pathway. The transcript has 6 exons. Lineage: Eukaryota; Metazoa; Chordata; Chondrichthyes; Lamniformes; Lamnidae. The record is from RefSeq and is a predicted model, not a curated record. Gene Ontology annotation, cellular component: external side of plasma membrane.
GCGAAGGGCUGAUUGUCCCGCCAUCGGUUGAGUUGGCCCAUCCGCUAGGCAGUCAGCACAUUCAAUUAACUUGGAAGUUUAAUUCCGUAUGUGGUUGCCAAGUAACCUGGGCUCAGUUUUUCCUCAGUAUAUUGACGAUUUCUACUGUUGAAAAUGUUUUUGAACGUUGCUUCUUCCCCAUGUGCAAAUAUCCUCAUCAUUAUUUACGCAGAUAUUGUAGCUGGCCAGAUAAAAGUUUUCCAAACCCCCGGAAAAACUCAACGGUUGGCAGGUGAAAACGUUACUUUUUAUUGCGCGUUUCCUCUUUUUCAAGAUACUGCCAAUGUAAUUAUUUAUUGGUGGAAACUGGGCGAAGCUGAGUUUCUGCAGCCGGGAUCGGACAUCAGAAAACGAUUUCUUCUUUUGAAGAAAGGCGAAGCCUCGCUUCAGCUACUGGAUGUCAAGGCCGCGGACUCGGGAGUUUAUUACUGCGGAGUAAAACAUCUGGUUACCCGAUUUACAAAUGGAACUGGGUCAAAGCUUAUUAUCUACGUUCCUCCAAUUCCGUUGAGCAUCAAGUCCGAAUUAUCUGUGAAUAAUGUAUCGGGAACUUUAACUAUUUUGUGUAAAACGGCUGCUUUUUACCCGGGUAGUAUCAACGUAACUUGGUACAAGGAUAACAUUUCUAUCGAAACGGGGAUACAGUCGUCAAAAGCCCUAAAUUCAAACGGGCUUUAUGAACUUUCCAGCUAUUUGGAAGUCACAGGAGCUGUCACUUCUGUAACCUGUCAGGUAACUCAUCGCACGCUAAUGAUUCCAGUUAACGCCACCUUCACUGUCCCAAAUUGGAAAGUUCGCAGGUUCCAAGUUUCUCUGACUCAUCGGUUUAUAUUAGCUUUCCUCGUGAUUCUCAUUCUGACAACUAUCAUUGUGGAACAUUUGAAAUGGCACCCGUUUAAAGAUCUUGUUCAGAAGGAAAAAUGCAACUAAUUUGAAAACAGAUUCCACAUAAAAUGAAAUUGCCUAUAUCGUUGGAUGGAGUGGUAACGGUUAUUAUAUUGCUGUUCAUCCGAAGCUCCAUUUGAUGUGUUCUGUGGGGAUACUCCAAUGCCGUCCUGUUCACGGGUACGUUGACCAAGAGAAGUCCACUGAGCGAAACUGACAUCCCUGUCAGUCUUUCAUAUUGCACAACAUAUUGCACAAAAUACUUUACUGUUUUGGCUGUUAUUUUUUUCGGACAUUAGUAUCUAAUCCAUGCGCGUGACUAAAAUAAUGUUUAACUGGUGUUAAUUUUAACUUGUUUCCACGGGAUAGCUGCAAUAUUAUUACUCCGUGAACAUUUUCAGUAACACACAAUGUUGCUUUAUGAAAUAAUUGUCAGUGUAAACUUUGGUUUUUUGUUCAUCGAUGUGAUUACAUUCUUGGAAAAUGCGUUAUUGUUUUACAUAACUACACCAUGAAUUAACUUAAAUUACUAAUGAUUCAAUGUACCCAACAUGUUCUAGCAGCGUGGUUCAAAGUAGCGUAAGGUUACAACUUUCAAAAUACCUUUCCUUCCAAUAUUUCCAUCUCCCAAAACUUAGCAAACUUUUAUGCUCUCAGUUGAAUUGCUUUAAACUAACAUUGAAAAAAGGUUGAUUUGAAAGGUACCCUGUUCUGUUAAGCUUGAAAAUUCACAAAUACUUUGGACUAUAUUAUUGAAGAUGCAUUCGUUAUGAUAUCGUUUUUGAGACUG